This is a messenger RNA of Diprion similis, 768 nucleotides long. Its product is annotated as hemolymph lipopolysaccharide-binding protein-like. Lineage: Eukaryota; Metazoa; Arthropoda; Insecta; Hymenoptera; Diprionidae. The record is from RefSeq and is a predicted model, not a curated record. Bases 137 to 730 code for a protein of 197 amino acids. The transcript is spliced from 3 exons.
AUAAUGAGUUGCUGGUUAGUACAGUCUUUAAACGUUGUUGAAGCUUUCAUUAUUCAGAGCCUCCUCCGUGGGAACUGUCGGCAAAUUACAAGAAGUUGAGAUCAAUGGUUAUAAAAAUCGACCAAGUAUAACAUCCAUGGCGGUCAUCCAUUUUGUGAUUCAAUUAUUGCCUUGUAUCACGUUGAUACUAGCGCAGCCCCAAUAUCCUAACGUCAAUAUAAACUUUUUAGGUCAACCAUACGGUGCAGCUUAUAAAGUGAAUCUGCCUGCAUCACAGCCCUGUUUAGUGCGUGGCCAAUCACUCACAAGAAGAGAUGACUACACGUACACAUCGGGUAUCGGUGGUUACAAGGUUCACACACGAGCGCUUCUAUGGAUUGACGCUUUAAUGAUUUGCCAAGAAGAAGGCGGGCAUUUGGCUGUCCUUAACUCCGUAGCCGAAGCAAAUGCAGUCACUCAGCUGGUUAAGGACUCACCGGCCAUAAUUGGAUCACCUUUACCACAUUUUGUCGGCAUUGGGUUUCACGACCUUUAUCGCGAAGGUAGAUACUUCACAAUUCACGGCCAGACAUUAUCGGAAGCUGGAUAUUCAAAGUGGCCGCCUGGAGAACCAAACAAUAUAUGGAACAACAAGCCGGAAAAUUGCGGAUCCUUGGACGAAAAUGGGCAACUCAAUGAUAUCGGCUGCGAUGUUCAAAUUGGUUUUGUAUGCGAGCUGCCAAUGUAUUGAUGAAGAUCUGGAUCGAAAGUGACUGAUCUUUAUUCACA